CAGUGUUGAGCGUGAUCCGCGUGCGUUUCACUCUCUCUCUCUGGUUCACGUGAACGGCUGCAUUUCGUAUUGUCUAGUAGUGCAUUCUGCUCUGCCGUGAGCUCCGUACUUGUAUGUGCAUGUACGAGCGGGAGUGUUGGUAUCAGAUAUUUUGAUCUCCCGAAGCGCCUUAUCGACGCGCGCGGUGAGCAGGGUGAAUUCUCAAGAAGUCCUAAAUAACGUGCGACAAUGACAGUUACACCAAAGAUUUCGGUCAACGACGGAAACCUUGUGGUUCAUGGGAAAACCAUACUUACUGGAGUUCCUGAUAACAUUGUUCUCACUCCAGGAUCAGGUGUAGGCCUUGUCACGGGUGCAUUCAUCGGUGCCACUGCUUCUCAUAGCAAAAGCUUGCAUGUUUUCCCAGUUGGGGUCUUGGAGGAUGUCCGGUUCAUGUGUUUAUUUCGUUUCAAGCUGUGGUGGAUGACUCAAAGAAUGGGAAGAUGUGGAAAGGAUAUUCCACUGGAGACUCAAUUCAUGCUGAUUGAGAGCAAAGACAUAACUGAAGGAGAGCUUGAAGACGCCCCCAUCAUCUACACUGUUUUCCUGCCUGUCCUUGAAGGGCAGUUCCGUGCUGUUCUCCAGGGCAAUGAGAAGAAUGAGAUGGAGAUCUGCCUUGAAAGUGGGGAUAUUGCUGUUGAAACUAACCAAGGACAUCACCUGGUUUACAUGCACGCGGGGACAAAUCCUUUUGAAGUUAUUAAUCAGGCUGUCAAAGCUCUUGAGAAACACAUGCAGACAUUUCAUCACCGGGAGAAGAAACAGUUGCCUGCAUUUCUUGACUGGUUUGGCUGGUGCACUUGGGAUGCUUUCUACACUGAUGUCACUGCUGAGGGCGUCAUGCAAGGACUUAAGAGCUUGUCCGAGGGAGGCACACCGCCACGCUUUUUGAUCAUCGAUGAUGGCUGGCAACAGAUUGGCAAUGAUAUCAAAGAAGACAAGAACUGUGUCGUGCAAGAAGGAGCUCAGUUUGCCAACAGACUGAUAGGAAUUAAAGAGAACGCCAAGUUCGAAAAGAAGGGAGACAAUGGCGAACAAGAAUCAGGACUAAAGCUUGUUGUAAAAGAAGCUAAGAAGAGCCACAAUGUCAAAUAUGUCUACGCAUGGCACGCUCUAGCCGGUUACUGGGGCGGCGUACAGCCUGCAGGUCGGGGCAUGGAACACUACGACACUGCCUUGGCAUACCCCUUGCAAUCUCCCGGCGUGCUAGGAAACCAGCCAGACAUCGUCAUGGACAGCCUCGCUGUCCAUGGCCUAGGCCUGGUGCACCCUAAGAAGGUCUUCAAUUUCUACAACGAGCUUCACGCCUAUCUUGCCUCCUGUGGAAUCGAUGGAGUCAAAGUCGACGUGCAGAACAUCAUAGAAACUCUCGGCGCCGGCCAUGGCGGAAGAGUUUCCCUCACCCGUAGCUACCACCAGGCCCUUGAAGCUUCCAUAGCUCGCAAUUUUCAUGACAACGGAUGCAUUUCCUGCAUGUGUCAUAACACUGAUGGAAUCUACAGCGCCAAACAGACUGCAGUAGUUCGAGCUUCCGAUGAUUACUACCCCCGGGAUCCUGCUUCCCACACCAUCCACAUUUCUUCAGUUGCCUAUAACACAUUUUUCUUAGGUGAAUUCAUGCAACCUGAUUGGGAUAUGUUCCAUAGCCUGCACCCGACUGCUGAGUAUCAUGCUGCAGCUCGAGCUGUAGGAGGAUGUGCAAUUUAUGUCAGUGACAAGCCAGGGAACCACAACUUUGAUCUGCUGAAAAAACUGGUUCUUCCUGAUGGCUCUGUUCUUCGAGCACAGCUCCCCGGCCGGCCUACUGUCGAUUGUCUCUUUGUCGAUCCAGCCAGAGAUGGAGCAACCUUGCUCAAGAUAUGGAAUGCCAACAAGUGUUCCGGCGUGGUAGGUGUCUUCAACUGCCAAGGCGCCGGCUGGUGCCGCGUCGAAAAGAAGACACGCAUUCAUGAUGCUUCCCCGGGCACCCUCACCAGCUCUGUCCAGGCAGCAGACGUCGACUGUGUAACCCAAAUCGCAGGAGCAGAUUGGGACGGCGAGGCUGUAGUCUACGCUCAUCGCUCCGGGGAGGUUCUUCGCCUUCCUAGAGGCGCUUCACUUCCUGUCACUCUUAAGGUUCUUGAGUAUGAACUCUUCCACAUUUGUCCUCUGAAGAAAAUCACAGCAAACAUUUCCUUCGCCACCAUCGGACUACUCGACAUGUUCAACUCCGGCGGCGCUGUCGAGCACUACAACAGCAGCCCUGAAUCAGAAAACUCAGCUCAGAACCGAUCCCCAUCCGCAACCAUAACUAUCAAGGCCCGAGGAUGUGGCCGGUUCGGAUUUUACUGUACUCAGUCCCCUCUGAAGUGCAUUGUCGACAACACUGCGACUACCUUCGACUACGAAGCUACAACUGGCCUGGCGACUCUCUCCAUUCCGGUGCCGGUAGAGGAGAUGUACAGAUGGUCCAUUGAAAUCCAAGUCUAAGUUCAAUUCCUCAAAUAAGUUAAAGAGUUGCGUUCAUCCAUCAUCAUCUAUCUUCAAUUCCUCUUGUAAUGUAAUAUGUAAACCACUCUAAGGAAGAAGAAACUGCAUAUCUGCAUCUUGCA
Molecule: messenger RNA, 2630 nt
Organism: Andrographis paniculata
Lineage: Eukaryota; Viridiplantae; Streptophyta; Magnoliopsida; Lamiales; Acanthaceae
Product: probable galactinol--sucrose galactosyltransferase 2
Exons: 13
Coding region: 229-2508 (759 amino acids)
Molecular function (GO): raffinose alpha-galactosidase activity
Source: RefSeq, a predicted model, not a curated record